GUUUUAUCCCUCCAACUAAAGGAACUGCAAUCAUCAAUGGUUACGACAUAUGUGAAAAUAUAGCAGGUGUGCGGAAAAGUUUAAGUCUGUGUCCACAGCAUAAUAUCUUGUUUGAUGUAUUAACGGUCAAGGAACAUCUAUGGUUCUUUGCACGA
Messenger RNA from Candidula unifasciata, 155 nucleotides. NCBI's taxonomy places the organism in Eukaryota, Metazoa, Mollusca, Gastropoda, Stylommatophora, Geomitridae. The record is from the annotation of a GenBank genome assembly.